CGUCACUACUGUAAUCAUUAAACUGGCUCCUGCCCGUGAUUGCGCGUUAGGGCUACUUCCUUAUAUACGUCGAACUACUUCUCUUGAACCCAUUGGAAUUCUAUACCAACCCACAACCACUUGCGCAAUCUCUAGCAUCGUGUGACUAGUUUCUCCUUGUCGUUCGUUCCCAAAAUCGUGACCUCUCACCCUCAAGCACUUUGCGAUGGCAUACCACAAUGACGCGACUACUACCCGAGACAACCACAGAGACGACCCGUAUUGGUCUCGAGAUCAAGGCAGGAAUUCGCACCCCACCAAGGUGCCAACACAGGAUCCGCACGACCCGAAGCCACGCAACCCAAAACGCCGUCAAGAUUGCCGUAGCGAGUCGUCUGGCCACCGUCACCUCCGCCUAGAACGCAAACAUGACAGACGCGAGAAGGAGCGCGAUGCAGUUGUAAAUGGCACUGCAGUUCCCCCUCCCAACGCCGGGCCAAAUUGGGCCAAGAACCGAGAAGCGGCCUUGAUAAAGUAUGCAAGGAACACGCGCCGCAGACACAAGAAGCACGAGAAGCGUCAGCGCGCCAUGCAGAAGGGCGAGGUGGAAGCGCGCGAGGCUAGCACAUCGUCUAGUCAAGACCCGACUCCCACGACCGAUACUUCGGCUCGCGAGGACAAGAAAGGAGCCGAGCAUGAGAAGCCAUGAGCAGCACACUUUGACAAGCGAAAGAAGUACUUGGUAUACUAUUCUGUAUUAUAAAGGACAAAACCGGUUGAUUCUACACUAUUGAGCGUAGUGCAAUUGCAUUGUUUGGCAUCACUUGUACCGCUCUGGGGAUCGUGGUGGGUGGUCUGUGGGGUUAGGCGAUGAACGUGCGGGGCUUUGCAAGAGAGAGGUGGAGACAUAGCAAGGGUCUAUGUACAUUAUGGGGCCACUCUAUAGACCUAUAAGCAACAAUAAGAGCCAAGUACGGCUACGUGCAGAGCCCAA
Messenger RNA from Cucurbitaria berberidis CBS 394.84, 973 nucleotides. RefSeq lists its product as uncharacterized. The transcript is spliced from 2 exons. Bases 206 to 688 code for a protein of 160 amino acids. The record is from RefSeq and is a predicted model, not a curated record. Lineage: Eukaryota; Fungi; Ascomycota; Dothideomycetes; Pleosporales; Cucurbitariaceae.